ACUUGAGCAAUCGACCCAAAAACUUCUUGCCUUUUUCCCAUCGAUCCAAAAAUUUGACUUUGUAGCAACAUCAUCUACAAUGGCGACCAACAUUACAUGGCACCCUUCCCUCUCACGCAGCGAGCGCAACAAAUUCCGCAAGCAAACCGGCUUCACAAUCUGGUUCACAGGCCUCUCAGCAUCCGGUAAAUCCACCAUCGCCACAGCGCUCGAGCAGCACCUGCUGCACUUGGGUUUCGCCGCGUACCGACUCGACGGCGACAAUGUGCGAUUCGGGCUGAACAAAGAUUUGGGGUUUUCGGAGAAGGAUCGAAAUGAGAACAUUAGGCGGAUAGCUGAGGUAGCAAAGCUCUUCGCCGACUCCUCCACAAUCGCCAUAACAUCCUUCAUUUCGCCUUACAAAGCCGAUCGCGAGCAAGCUCGCGCCCUGCACGCCGCCACCUCUGAUGCUUCCGAGGCGCCCCUCGCUUUCGUCGAGGUCUACGUCGAUAUCCCGCUUGAAGUGGCGGAAGCGCGUGACCCCAAGGGCCUGUACAAGAAGGCGCGCGAGGGCAAGAUUCCAGAGUUUACGGGCGUGAGUGCGCCGUAUGAGGCACCGGAGGCGCCGGAGAUUCACAUUCGGAGUGAUAAGAAGAGUGUGGAGGAGAGUGUGGUGGAGAUUGUCGAGUAUUUGAAGGCGAAGGGGUUGUUGGAUGUGGUGCAGUAGGUUAGGAUAAUAUGAGAACAAGUUCUUUCUUUGUUUUUUUUAGGAUUAGAUUUGGGCUUGGGUAUAGGGAUAUGCUUAGAGAGAAAGAGAGAUCUGGAUGAUUGGGCAAUGGAAGAUGUGCGAUUACCCGCGCCCCUCCCCCCCCCCCUUCUUUGUACGCAAUUCGAAUCUUACAUGCGGCUCAUGUU
Molecule: messenger RNA, 894 nt
Organism: Bipolaris maydis ATCC 48331
Lineage: Eukaryota; Fungi; Ascomycota; Dothideomycetes; Pleosporales; Pleosporaceae
Source: RefSeq, a predicted model, not a curated record